GGCACUCUGCUUCCGGGUCAGAAGAGGCCGGGCAACGAGAUGGGGAAGAUGGCGGCGGCCGUGGGCUCUGUAGUGACGUUGGCGGCCGAGCCAGGGGAGGACGCCUUUCGGAAGCUUUUCCGCUUCUACCGGCAGAGCCGCCCCGAUUCCGCAGACCUGGGAGCGGUCAUUGACUUCUCGGCGGCCCAUACAGCCCGCGGCACGGGGCCUGAUGCCCGCAAGGUGAUCAGAUCUCAGCUGAGUGUGUCUUCAGUCAGUGACCAUGAUGCACAUAGAGCAGGACUUCAGCCAGUAAGCAAGUGGCAAGCCUAUGGACUCCAAGGCUAUCCUGGAUUUAUUUUUAUCCCAAACCCCUUCCUCCCAGGUUACCAGUGGCACUGGGUGAAGCAGUGUCUUAAGUUAUAUUCCCAGAAACCUAAUGUGUGUAACCUGGACAAACACAUGACUAAAGAAGAGACCCAAGACCUCUGGGAACAGAGCAAAGAGUUUCUGAGGCUUAAGGAAGUGAAUAAACGGAGACCCCGAAGUUUACUAGAGAAGUUGCGCUGGGUGACCCUAGGCUACCAUUAUAACUGGGACAGUAAGAAAUACUCAGCCGAUCAUUAUACACCUUUCCCUUCUGACCUGGCUUUCCUCUCAGAGCAAGUAGCCGCAGCCUGUGGAUUUCAGGGUUUCCGAGCCGAGGCAGGCAUCCUAAAUUACUACCGAUUGGACUCCACUCUGGGAAUCCAUGUAGACAGAUCUGAACUAGAUCACUCCAAACCCCUGCUGUCUUUCAGCUUCGGACAGUCUGCUAUCUUUCUCCUGGGUGGUCUCAAAAGAGAUGAAGCCCCCACGGCCAUGUUUAUGCACAGCGGUGACAUCAUGGUAAUGUCAGGUUUCAGCCGCCUGUUGAACCAUGCAGUCCCGAGGGUCCUCCCAAGUUCUCAGGGGGAAGGCCUGCCUUGCUGCCUGGAGACGCCUCUCCCAGCCGUCCUCCCCAGAGACUCAGUGGUAGAGCCCUGCUCUGAGGAGGACUGGCAGGUAUGCACCAGCUACUUGAAAACGGCUCGUGUUAACAUGACUGUCCGACAGGUAUUGGCCAUAGACCAGGACUUCCCUUCGGAACCCACAGAGGAGAAGAAAAGAGACAUCACCACAGAAGGUUUCUGCCAUCUGGAUGAUGAGAAUAGCCAAGUAAAACGAGCAAAGUUAAACCCUGACAGCUGAGACUUGGAGAGCCCGUUCUUUUGCUCAGGCAGGUCUUAAGUAAAUGACCACACUUUUUGUAUUGCUGUAGACUUCAGCACCAAGACAAGCCAAAAACAGGGAAAAACUCAUCAUCAAUCACACUGUUGCCUUGGAACCCAUCCUGAAGAGGAAAGCAAUUCAUCACUCUGCUCAGAGACCGUUUGCUAUGGUCCAGUCUGGUUAGGUGUUGGCACUAAUGUACGUGAGAAGUCCAAGGAGCUUUGACCUUCCAGAACAGCCCUCUCAGCCUCUGCCGUUACCUCUGGGGGAGGUAGAAGUGAGUUUCCACAUUAAUGGAGCUUUAUUAAAUACCUCAGAUUUUAUUAAUGGGAAACAUAACGUUAAGCCCCUGCCACUACCCCAUCUGGUGAUUUGUGGUUAGAUUGUGCUUCCAAGAGCCAACUGUUCGCCUCCCUUUCAUCCUACUAGCCAUCCUCAGAGUCUGCGAUUUUCUCUUCCAGCUUUUCUGGCCUUCACAAAAGAGUCCUAUACACAUUAAGAUAGCGGAACUAGACAUCUCAUCUCCUAGAAAAGAAAUCAAUCAUAGUUGUCUGUCUUGCCUAAAAGAUAAAGUAUACCUAAAUCCAAGGAAAGGGGAAUAGGAGUUUCUCCGGAUUUCUUUUAGGUCUAAACUCUUCCUGUUGACUUUUUAAAUGCAAUUUUAAUUGUUGGACUAAAAAAGCCCCAAGGGUGUUCUGUAACUGUUUUCUCCAUGAAUAAACUUUCUCUAUUUUAAAUUAAAGAUCUGUAUCUAUUUUUGAGGGUUAACAUAUCUGGGAUUAGUUUUUUCCUAUUUUUACUUGCUGCAUUGUUCAUGCUGUAGAAGCCCUCCAGCUGUUUCUGCCCUAUACCAUCCUGCUCUGCCCUUAGUAUUCUUUGUGACUGUCACACAAGAGAGAAUCUGUUUUGAUAUUCCAGUCACUGCUAUCUUUUGUGAUUGUGGACAGCUUGGAAAAUGCAUGAAGCACCAAGUGUUAAUCUUUGUGCCCCCAGCAACUUGAAUCACGGUACCCUUAGCUGAGUUGUUCUCCAUUUCUCUGGACUCCAGACCGCCGUUUCCUCAUUCAGAGAUGAAGAUAAUAUUUACUACCAUCUUCUAGGGAAUAUUAAUAUUUCAAAUGAUAAUGGGAAUUUAGUGCUCCUUUCUAGAAAUGUAGUGUCAAUAUUUUAUUAUUACGUGGGCUCUUAGAAACAUCCCUGUUUGUUUGUUUAUGUGGACGACUGGCUGGAAGCCACUUGGCUACCUGCUGCUUGCGGCGAACCUUCAUUCCUCUGUCCUGCCUUCUUUUUUUUUUUCCUUAGGAACAUUGUAUAUUGAGUUCAUGUUUUAAUCCUUGUUUUCUAAGAAAUAAAAAUAGAUUCAUCCGUUAUGUGUAAGUAGUGAGGCUCUAAACUUAGUGCAUGAUAGGAAAAUUUUAUGUAAUUAAAAUUACCACUGGAAAAAUCCCUUAAAUUUUCCAUAGUGUACAUUAUAUGUGACCCACUAGAAACGAACAUACUGUCAUUAGCAAAUCCAAUAGAUCAGCCUAUCCUUCAGCAUUAGGAUAGUUGGUUCUUUAUUCAGUUGAGUAUCAGAUAAAGGUGUUGGCUUGUGGUUAGGACCAGUGUGGUACAAAAAAGUACAUACUCAAAAUGUAAACUCACACUCCAUGAGGUGAGAUAUGUAUGCUGUGAAAAGCAUGUGGAAACUGCGGCGAACCGAGGGAAUAGCAACCGGUCUCCCAGCCUGUGCUCCCUCUAAGGAUGUGCCGAUUGAGUGGGACAGUGGGCAAACUUGUGUAUACCAUUAAAUGCUCUCUCAUUUUUAUUUAUGUCUGUUUUUAUGAGGAACAUAGUUGGAGAUGUAUAUACUGCAUCUCUACUUUGACAGCAAGCAGAAAAUUAUGCAAUUCAGGAAAAAGGAAAAAUUGAUGAUUUCUUCCACAUUUACAUGACGGUGAUCCCCUAGGUUUGUUUUAGUUGUCUACCAGACAUUUUCUAAGUCAAGAGUCAGCAAAUUCUGACCCACUUCCUGUUUGUGUACUGCCCACGGACUAAGAAUAGUUUUUACAUUUUUAAGUGGCUGGGGAGAAAAAAGUUAAAUGAAUAAUAUUUUUGUGACCUAUGAAAAUUAGAGGAAAUCCAGAUUUCUGUGUCCAUAAAUAGUGUUAUGAGAACACAGUCACAUUCAUUUCUAAAAAAAAUUUUUUAAUGUUUAUUUUUGAGAGACCGACCACAAGCAGGGGAGGGGCAGAGAGAGAGACACACACACACAGAAUCCGAACCAGGCUCCAGGCUCUGAGCUGUCAGCACAGAGCCCAACGCAGGGCUUGAACUCAUGAACUGAGAUCAUGACCCGAAGUCGAUCGCCUAACCCUCUGAGACACCCAUGCCCCCCUACAGUCACAUUCAUUUAUAGACAACCCAUGGUUGCUUUGUCAUGCUCGAAUGACCCCUAGACUAAGGAACCUGAGACCAGGAGAAGGGACCAAGGGGAAGAUCUUUUUUUUUAUUCAUUAUUUUAUAACAAAGAUGCAGAGUGAUACUCAGUACAAUCUAGGAUGUAUGUGAUGUCAAGAGUAGAGUCACAGGGCACCUGGAUGGCUCAGUUGGUUAAGCAUCUGACUUUGGCUCAGGUCAUGAUUUCGCGAUUUGUGAGUUCAAGCCCCGCAUAGGGCUCUGCACUGACAGCUUGGAGCCUGGAGCCUGCCUCGGAUUCUGUGUCUCCCCUUCUCUCUGCUCCUUCCCUAAAUCAUGCUCUGUCUCUGUUUCUCAAUAAUAAAUAAACAUUAAAAAAAAAAAAUGGAGUCACAGUGUUAAGCCUGGGGAAACUGAUACUCAUAGGAUACUCUGCUGGUGGGAAUGUUAUCACAGUCCUAAAUUCUGUCCCCUUGUCCUCUCAGAAGUGAUGUGGUUUGAUGAUAAGUCAGAUGGUCUUAAAUCUGUUUUACAAUGUGUACCAUUUAACCCAAUAAAUGUCACUUCUAGGAACUGAGUGUAAGGAAGUAGCGCUGUUCACAAGAUGUUUGUGUAAGAAUGUUUGUAAUAGUGAAAGUCCAAAAUAAGCUCAAUAUCCAGGAGUUGAUUGGUAAAUUCAUGUAUUCAUUCAGUAAGUGGUUAUUGAGCACUGUUUUCUAUGCAAGAGGUGCUGUUCUUUGCACAAAGUACCUGCCUUUGUGGUUCUGUGCUAGUGAGUGUGUGCUAUACCCGUACAGUGGAAGUCUGUAGCCAUUAAAAGUUAUGGUUUCAGGGCACCUGGGUGGCUCAGUCAGUUAAGCGUCUGACUUCGGCUCAGGUCAUGGUCUCACUGUUCAUGAGUUUGAGCCCCAUGUCGGGCUCUGUGCUGACAGCUCAGAGCCUGGAGCCUGCUUCGGAUUCUGUGUCUCCUCUCUCUGCCCCUCCUCCACUCUCACUCUGUCUCUCUCUCUCUCUCUCUCUCUCUCUCU
This is a messenger RNA of Acinonyx jubatus (cheetah), 4655 nucleotides long. RefSeq names its product alkB homolog 1, histone H2A dioxygenase (gene ALKBH1). Gene Ontology annotation, cellular component: nucleus; cytoplasm. NCBI's taxonomy places the organism in Eukaryota, Metazoa, Chordata, Mammalia, Carnivora, Felidae. Bases 40 to 1209 code for a protein of 389 amino acids. The record is from RefSeq and is a predicted model, not a curated record. The transcript has 6 exons. Gene Ontology annotation, molecular function: broad specificity oxidative DNA demethylase activity; oxidative RNA demethylase activity; ferrous iron binding. Gene Ontology annotation, biological process: oxidative RNA demethylation.